Molecule: messenger RNA, 5977 nt
Organism: Budorcas taxicolor (takin)
Lineage: Eukaryota; Metazoa; Chordata; Mammalia; Artiodactyla; Bovidae
Gene: DIP2B
Product: disco interacting protein 2 homolog B
Exons: 38
Coding region: 24-4751 (1575 amino acids)
Source: RefSeq, a predicted model, not a curated record
GGAGUGUGGCUGGUAGAGCCGGGAUGGCGGAGCGAGGCCUGGAGCCCUCGCCGGCUGCGGUGGCGGCGUUGCCGCCCGAAGUGCGGGCGCAGCUGGCGGAGCUGGAGCUGGAGCUCUCGGAGGGGGACAUCACACAGAAGGGAUAUGAAAAGAAAAGGUCAAAACUCCUGUCUCCUUACAUCCCACAGACACAAGAAACUGAUCCAUCAGUACAGAAAGAACACAGAAACCAAACACCUGCUCCAUCUGCAGCUCCAGCUUCCGCUCCUUCUAAGUAUCAUCGAAGUCGAUCUGGGGGAGCCAGGGAUGAGCGAUACCGAUCAGAUAUCCACACAGAAGCAGUUCAAGCUGCACUGGCAAAGCAUAAAGAACAGAAAAUGGCUUUGCCCAUGCCAACCAAAAGGCGGUCCACGUUUGUCCAGUCUCCUGCGGAUGCCUGCACACCACCUGACACGUCUUCGGCCUCUGAGGAUGAGGGCUCUCUGAGACGCCAAGCUGCGCUCUCUGCUGCCUUGCAACAGAGCUUACAGAAUGCUGAGUCCUGGAUCAACCGGUCAAUUCAGGGAUCGUCCACUUCUUCAUCUGCAUCUUCCACGCUGUCCCAUGGAGAGGUCAAAGGAACCAGUGGGUCUCUAGCUGAUGUAUUUGCCAAUACUCGAAUAGAGAAUUUCUCUGCUCCCCCUGAUGUCACUACAACUACCUCUUCGUCAUCAUCUUCCUCACUACGCCCAGCAAAUAUUGAUCUGCCCCCCUCGGGGAUAGUUAAAGGCAUGCACAAAGGAUCCAACAGGUCCAGCCUUAUGGAUACAGCUGAUGGUGUUCCUGUCAAUAGCAGAGUAUCCACAAAAAUCCAGCAGCUUCUCAACACUCUGAAACGACCCAAAAGGCCUCCCUUAAAAGAAUUUUUUGUGGAUGAUUCUGAAGAAAUUGUGGAAGUACCUCAGCCAGACCCUAACCAACCCAAGCCUGAGGGACGGCAGAUGACCCCCGUGAAGGGAGAACCACUGGGAGUCAUCUGUAACUGGCCCCCUGCUCUGGAGUCUGCCCUGCAGCGCUGGGGCACUACUCAGGCAAAAUGCCCCUGUCUGACCGCACUGGAUGUAACGGGGAAGCCAGUUUACACUCUUACUUAUGGAAAGUUGUGGAGCAGAAGUUUAAAGUUGGCCUAUACACUCCUUAAUAAACUGGGGACCAAAAAUGAGCCUGUAUUAAAACCUGGAGAUAGGGUAGCCCUAGUUUACCCCAACAAUGAUCCAGUCAUGUUCAUGGUGGCUUUUUACGGGUGUCUCCUGGCAGAAGUGAUUCCAGUGCCGAUAGAGGUACCUCUUACCCGAAAGGAUGCUGGGGGGCAGCAGAUUGGCUUCUUGCUGGGAAGCUGUGGUGUUGCCUUAGCUCUUACCAGUGAGGUCUGUCUAAAGGGACUGCCAAAAACUCAGAAUGGAGAAAUCGUACAAUUUAAAGGUUGGCCCCGGCUCAAAUGGGUUGUAACAGAUUCCAAGUACCUUUCAAAGCCACCUAAGGACUGGCAGCCCCUCAUCUCACCUGCUGGCACAGAGCCAGCAUACAUUGAGUAUAAAACAAGCAAAGAAGGGAGUGUAAUGGGAGUUACAGUGUCCCGCCUUGCAAUGCUGUCUCACUGCCAAGCUCUGUCCCAGGCCUGCAAUUAUUCUGAAGGAGAAACAGUAGUGAAUGUUCUAGACUUUAAGAAGGAUGCUGGGCUGUGGCAUGGCAUGUUUGCGAAUGUAAUGAAUAAGAUGCAUACGAUUAGUGUACCCUACUCUGUUAUGAAGACUUGCCCUCUCUCUUGGGUCCAAAGAGUACAUGCUCACAAAGCCAAGGUGGCUUUAGUGAAAUGCCGAGACCUGCACUGGGCUAUGAUGGCUCAUCGGGACCAAAGAGAUGUGAGCUUGAGUUCCCUCCGGAUGCUGAUUGUGACGGAUGGAGCUAAUCCCUGGUCUGUGUCAUCCUGUGAUGCCUUCCUGAGUCUGUUCCAAAGCCAUGGUCUGAAACCCGAGGCCAUCUGUCCAUGUGCUACUUCUGCCGAAGCCAUGACUGUCGCGAUCCGCAGACCUGGAGUUCCAGGGGCCCCUUUGCCAGGAAGAGCCAUUCUCUCCAUGAAUGGAUUGAGCUAUGGGGUAAUACGGGUCAACACUGAAGAUAAAAAUUCAGCACUGACUGUUCAGGAUGUGGGCCAUGUGAUGCCUGGGGGGAUGAUGUGCAUUGUGAAACCCGAUGGACCUCCUCAACUCUGCAAAACAGAUGAAAUUGGAGAAAUCUGUGUCAGCUCCAGGACAGGAGGCAUGAUGUACUUUGGGCUUGCUGGAGUGACCAAAAACACAUUUGAGGUGAUUCCAGUGAAUUCUGCCGGCUCUCCUGUUGGAGAUGUACCGUUCAUCCGGUCGGGAUUGUUGGGGUUUGUGGGGCCAGGCAGCUUGGUGUUCGUGGUUGGGAAAAUGGAUGGGUUACUCAUGGUUAGUGGUCGAAGACACAAUGCUGAUGACAUUGUUGCUACUGGACUGGCUGUUGAGUCAAUAAAGACUGUUUAUAGAGGAAGAAUUGCUGUGUUUUCUGUGUCUGUAUUUUAUGAUGAGCGCAUCGUGGUGGUUGCAGAACAAAGACCCGACGCUUCUGAGGAAGAUAGUUUCCAGUGGAUGAGCCGUGUGCUACAGGCAAUCGAUAGCAUUCAUCAAGUGGGGGUUUAUUGUCUUGCUCUGGUGCCUGCCAAUACACUGCCCAAAACUCCGCUGGGAGGGAUCCACAUAUCUCAGACGAAACAGCUCUUUCUGGAGGGAUCGCUACAUCCUUGCAAUAUCCUCAUGUGCCCACAUACGUGCGUGACCAAUUUGCCAAAACCCCGGCAAAAGCAACCAGGUGUAGGCCCUGCUUCUGUGAUGGUUGGGAAUCUGGUUGCAGGAAAACGCAUAGCACAAGCUGCAGGAAGGGAUCUUGGGCAAAUUGAAGAGAAUGAUUUAGUGAGGAAGCACCAGUUUCUGGCGGAGAUUUUACAGUGGCGAGCCCAGACAACUCCUGACCAUGUCCUCUUCAUGUUGUUAAAUGCCAAGGGGACUACAGUGUGCACAGCCAGCUGCCUUCAGCUUCAUAAGCGAGCAGAGAGGAUUGCGGCCGUUCUUGGUGACAAGGGGCAUCUAAACGCGGGAGACAAUGUGGUGCUGCUCUAUCCACCUGGCAUAGAGUUAAUCGCUGCAUUCUAUGGCUGUCUGUAUGCGGGGUGCAUACCUGUGACUGUCAGACCCCCUCAUGCUCAGAACCUCACAGCCACGUUGCCCACUGUCCGCAUGAUUGUUGACGUCAGCAAAGCAGCCUGCAUUCUCACCACGCAGACCCUAAUGAGGUUACUGAGGUCCCGAGAGGCAGCAGCAGCCGUGGACGUGAAAACCUGGCCAACUAUCAUUGACACAGAUGAUUUACCCAGGAAACGGUUACCUCAGCUCUAUAAACCACCCACUCCUGAGAUGCUGGCAUAUCUUGAUUUUAGUGUCUCCACAACGGGCAUGCUCACAGGAGUGAAGAUGUCCCACUCUGCGGUCAAUGCUCUCUGUAGAGCCAUCAAGCUCCAGUGUGAGUUGUACUCCUCUCGGCAGAUUGCCAUCUGCCUUGACCCUUACUGUGGACUUGGCUUUGCACUCUGGUGUCUCUGCAGUGUCUAUUCAGGUCACCAGUCCAUCUUAAUUCCCCCUAUGGAGUUGGAAAACAACCUUUUCCUCUGGCUCUCCACGGUCAACCAGUACAAAAUAAGAGACACCUUCUGCUCCUAUUCAGUGAUGGAGCUUUGCACCAAAGGGCUUGGAAACCAGGUGGAGGCGCUGAAGACCCGGGGAAUCAACCUCUCCUGCAUCCGAACGUGUGUGGUGGUGGCUGAGGAGCGGCCCCGCAUUGCCCUCCAGCAGUCCUUCUCCAAGCUCUUCAAGGACAUCGGACUGUCCCCGCGGGCCGUCAGCACCACUUUUGGAUCCAGAGUCAACGUAGCAAUAUGUUUGCAGGGAACCUCAGGGCCUGAUCCAACUACUGUAUACGUAGAUCUGAAAUCAUUAAGACAUGACAGGGUUCGUCUUGUGGAACGGGGUGCCCCCCAGAGUUUGCUCCUCUCAGAGUCCGGAAAGAUCUUACCUGGAGUGAAAGUAGUUAUUGUUAAUCCAGAGACCAAAGGGCCUGUUGGAGACUCUCACCUGGGAGAGAUUUGGGUGAACAGUCCCCAUACAGCCAGUGGCUAUUAUACCAUCUACGACAGUGAGACUCUGCAAGCUGACCACUUCAACACCCGCCUCAGCUUUGGGGAUGCUGCCCAGACCCUCUGGGCUCGGACAGGAUACCUGGGUUUUGUCCGCCGGACGGAGCUCACAGCAGCCACUGGAGAGCGUCAUGAUGCCUUAUACGUGGUGGGCGCUCUGGACGAGACCCUGGAGCUGCGAGGCCUGCGGUACCACCCCAUCGACAUUGAGACCUCAGUGUCUCGGAUCCACAGGAGCAUUGCCGAAUGUGCCGUGUUCACGUGGACCAACUUGCUCGUGGUGGUCGUGGAACUGUGUGGCUCCGAACAGGAGGCGCUGGAUCUGGUUCCUUUAGUGACAAACGUGGUCCUGGAGGAGCAUUACCUCAUCGUGGGCGUGGUGGUCGUGGUAGACCCAGGCGUCAUCCCCAUCAACUCCAGAGGAGAGAAGCAGAGGAUGCACCUCCGGGACAGCUUCCUCGCCGACCAGCUGGACCCCAUCUACGUGGCCUACAACAUGUAACCAGCCUCCUGGGAUUGCGGGGACCGUCCUGCAAAACCAUGGGAGCCAGAGACCCGCGACUGAUGUGAAAUAAGCUGAGAUGGCUACAUUAUAUCCUUCAUCUCAUCCUGUGGUAUCCUGCCAUCACAGGACACGCAGGAGAGGGGAAUUCUGUGGUGGCAAAUGAAAAAAAUGUUAACAAUCUAUUAGUCAUGAGCUUUGACAUAGCGUGAGCAGCACGUUACUAAAGCAAUUACAUGCAUGUUGCAUUUUUUUCAUCUGUUGUAUAUACUUGUAUUUUUAUCUAAUGCUGUUUUAGAAUUUUGUAAGGGAGUUCGAUUAAUUCACAUGAAGGGGGUAGUUUGAGUUACGCAGUCCCCUGCUCUGUACUGUAUUUUGCCAUUUUGCCAUAGUUAGACACUGCGGGUUUUAACAUGGAACUACUCGGCUUUCAGUUGACCCAUAAGCAAAUCAGAUAACCCACUGAAUAUGAGAAUUACUUUAUAUAUAUAAUUCUUGACUGUAAAACAUUUUGACCAGUGUUUUAAACAUGUAAAUAGGAAUACACAUAAUUCAGCUAAAAAACGUAAGAAUUGGCUUGUAUAGUUGUAACAACUAAAGUAGAAACAUUGCUGCUCUGAGAGAGAAUCUCGGUAUUCUCUGGGUGCAGUGUAAUUGAAUAGAUGACUAAAAAGUGCAAAUUGUUUGCAGGUUUUGCUGCACAUUAUACUAUGUCUCUGUUGGCUGGUAUAUUUUAUAAACUGAAGCUGCCUAUGUUUGUUUUUUAGGCUUGCAUUCCCAGAAUCAGCUUAAGCUUUUAAGAAUUCAGCCUGUUUCUACAAACUGAAAAAUCUCAGUUGAAAAAUCAAAAUGUUAGGAGAAGCUAAGAUUGAUUAGAUCCCACCCAGUUCUAAGGAACCACAAUAACUCACUCUUGCCCCCAGUGUUGAAACAGUCUUUCACAUGUAGAGUGACUACACAAGAAUUUAGAAUUUCCUCUUUUCCUGGCCCAUUGUAUACUGUGUCUGCAGUUACACAUAUCGCUUCUCUUUUCUGAGAGCUGAAGAGCAUCCUCUGUGCUUCCAGUUCACGAGGGCAGGGAUUUAAGAACAAGAGCGAUAGGCUGGGAAGGCAGUGGGAUCUACAGUCACGCGAAGGCAUUAAGGCCUCAUAACUCCACGUCUCAGAACUGACCAAUGUGGGUUGCCAAAACAGCCAGGCUUAUGCUGAAAUAGGGGAAGUCUAAU